Molecule: messenger RNA, 2017 nt
Organism: Parasteatoda tepidariorum (common house spider)
Lineage: Eukaryota; Metazoa; Arthropoda; Arachnida; Araneae; Theridiidae
Source: RefSeq, a predicted model, not a curated record
CAAUGAAAAGCAAUUUUACGUCAACAAACGUCAUCGGGUUUUGGAUUUGCUCAAUUUUUUAUUCGAUUUUAUUAAUUUAUUGAAUAAAGGAUAAAUUCUUUGCGAUAAGUGUUAUGAGGGAUCGUAAAUGUUUUAAUAAUUUCAUGAAGUUUUAGCAAUGUCUUGAAUUAACAUUAAAUGUGUGAAUAUAUCUUUUUAAUCUAUGUGCGUAAGAGGUUUUUCUUAAAAUUUUAAUCAUUUGUAAAACGUCAAAAUGUGUAGGUAUGCUUAUGUCCUAUUACCUGUGAUAUUGAUGUUUGUUUACUUUACGGAAGUCUCAAGUAUUAUGUGUACAAAAGAAUCAUUUGGCUUCGAUACCACCCCUUUAGAGUGUCCUGGCCCUUUUGACUCAAAGGAUAAAGUAUAUUGCUGUGGACCCAAAAAACGGCGCUUUUGCUGCAGCUAUGCUGAAUAUGCUUCUGCCAUUAAUACCAUAGGCAUCAUAGUUGGAGUGCUGGUAACUGCUAUAGUUGUGGUUGUCAUCAUAGUGGUGGUAUCGUGUUUCUGCUGCAGCUGCUGUCUCCUUGCUAAACGCUGUAAUCGGCGAGGAAAUUCUUCAUCUUACACUGCAAGUCAGCCGACGUCGACCGCUACGACGACAACAGCUCACUACUCGGCUCAACCGGCCUAUCCAAUUCAGACCUUUCCCACAGGAUAUCCUCAGCAACAUUUCCAACAGCAAUAUCCUCAGCAACAGUUUACACAGGAGCACUUCCAGUAUCCUCCUCAGCCAUAUCCUCCUCAACCUCCCUAUCCUGCUGCUGGCGGCUAUCAGGGAGGGUAUCCCCCACCGUCUGGCAAUCCCCCACCUUACCCAAUCAAUGAUCAACCCCCUUACAACCCAUCAUUUGCUCCUGGGAAAUGAAUCAAUUCCCCAUCAAUUGGAAGUAACAGAGGUUUGAUUUUUCUCAUCAACUGAAAAAACGAAAAAUUGUUUUUAUCUUUUAUGCUAGUGGAAAAAGCAGGAUGGCUGUUGCAAUUUGAUUGUGGAAGUUAUGACUUUGCAGGUUUUACUUAAGACAUAUUUUAUAGCGUUUUAAUUUUUAUCAAGGAAUGUGUAAUCUCAAUUUUUCUUUCAAAAAGUGUUAUUGUGCAUUUUACUCAACAAUGCAUUUUUUUUGAGGAAAGAAAUCGUAAGAUGUAAUAUUAGAUCUGAAUCUCAUAAUUUUAUUAGGCGUUAUAUUUUCUCAUCAACUGAAAAAGCGAAAAUUUGUUUUUAUCUUUUAUGCUAGUGGAAAAAGCGCAAUGGCUGUUGUAAAUUUGAUUGUGAAAGUUAUGACUUUGCAAGUUUUACUUAAGACAUAUUUUAUAACAUUUUAAUUUUUAUCUAGGAAUGUGUAAUCUCAAUAUUUCUUUUGCAAUUUUUGAAAAGUGUUAUUGUGCAUUUUACUCAACUAUGCAUUUUUUUGAGGAAAGAAAUCGUAAGAUGUAAUAUUAGAACUGGAUCUCAAUAAUUUUCCUAAUUUUAUUAGGUGUAGAUACUUCAAUAUUAUUAGGAACUAAUUAUCCUAAUAUUAUUAAGAGUAAUUAUCUUAAUGUUAUUAUGUAGCAAUUGUCCUAAUACUAUUGGGAGUAAUUGUCCUAAUAUUAUUGAGAGUAAUUGUCCUAAUAUUAUUGGGUGUAAUUGUCCUAAUAUUAUUGGGAGUAAUUGUCCUAAUAUUAUUGGGAGUAAUUGUCCUAAUAUAAUUGGGAGUAAUUGUCCUAAUGUUAUUGGGAGUAGUCGCCCUAAUGUUAUUAGGAGUAAUUGUUGUAAUAUUAUUAGAUGUAAUGCCUUUCAAGUUAUAUUUGAAAAUGGUGUGCUAAUUGACCUUUAAUGCAUUUGACCCUCCAUUUUAUGCAUUUUGAUGGAAAACUUGUAUUGUAAUUUUCUGGGACUUGCUCAAAAAAGUAUUAGAACAAACUGUACAAGAUGGUAUGGUAUCAUUAAUUAUGUGUAUGCAUAAAUUUCUUUAUCCAAGUAAAACAAUUAACACUUUUU